Molecule: messenger RNA, 441 nt
Organism: Fusarium pseudograminearum CS3096
Lineage: Eukaryota; Fungi; Ascomycota; Sordariomycetes; Hypocreales; Nectriaceae
Exons: 3
Coding region: 1-441 (146 amino acids)
Source: RefSeq, a predicted model, not a curated record
AUGGGAAAACUCAUCAAGAACCACUGGGCCCGCCUCAUCGUUUUGAGUGCUGCAGCCUACCAAGUCUUGGCUGCCAUCGAGUGCUUCUUCUGGCCCAAGAUCUUCUGGGACUUCCUCACACGCUCUCUGGACGGCGCAGUAAAACCCGUUCCCGCUUUGCAGAUAAUAAAUCUGAUAUUUGGGCUGUCCAUGCUAUGUCUUGAAUGGCCUCUUAAUUUCGUCGCUGGUUCAGCCCUCCACCGCUCGCUUGAGUUCCGGCUGGCCAUCAUUCCGCUCACGGCACUCAGCGCUGCCCUCAUCUAUCAAGGCACAAACUCCGCUAUCUAUUAUCUCAUCGGCAUGGUCGUCUAUUUCUGGGGUUAUAGCGAAGGAGAGAUGAUAUGUGCAAAGCCUUGGACACUUCCCACUCGUGGACGCAGCGGCGGACAAUCUCGUGCAUAG